AUGGCAACGGCAGCAGAUCUGCACAAUCAAAUUGCCUUGGCCAAAAAGACUUUGGAAGAGAAGAAACAACAUACGCAGCAUCUCCGCGAGGAAUCCACGCGUGCGGAGGAGAGACAGCGACUCCGUCGCCAGCUUGAGGAGGUGCAGAAGCACAUCUCUCAUCAGGAGUCCAUCAACAGCGGUGAGCGCAACUACCGCCGCUUGCUGGAUGCUGAUGCCUUGGGCAACACGCCUUCGGAUGGAUCGAAGCCCUAUGAACCGCCGCCCGCCCGUUUCAACCCGGGAAGCAACGGCGAACUGGUCCAUUGCGCUGAAGUGGUGGCCAAAGGUGACUACGAGUGGCGCAUUGAUGGCAUGAGUUGGUUGGUGAAUGCCCUGCAGCAGAAUGAAUGCCCCAGCCUGGAGUCUUGUGCUUUCAUUGUGGGUGGGGAGGAAUUCACACUGCAGUACAACCCGAAAUGUGGUGAUGUGGGCGAUCUUGGAGGGCAACGAGGCUCCCUCUGCCUGGUCCAUCAGGAUGAAGGUGGCAUCACCUUCCGCUACAGGGCCUUGAUCAAAAAUGCCGCAGGCUCCUACGUCCAGUGGGGUCCCGAAGGCAAUGAGUGCUACCCAGCAGAGAGCACCUGUGGUCGGGCCUUCGGGCCGGAUGUCUACUUUGUGGAGGACAUGGACGACUCGAACCACCAGGUGGGUAUCUUCGGCAUGACCCACGAGCAGCUCUUGAAGUCUGAAUGGGUGGUGGAUGGGGCAUUGACCGCGAAGUUUGAACUGGAGGUGCGCCCCAACGUGGAGCUGGACCCAAUGCCCUUGAAACGGGCCUCCAUUGAGGUGCCCCCAUCCACCAUUGCGGCCGAGUUCACGGCCAUGCUUGAAGAGGGACGGGGCGCGGACGUGACCUUCUUGGUCCAGGGGGAACGGGUCCCGGCGCACUCUCAAAUCCUUGCGGCCAGGUCGAGUGUUUUUGAACGGCAGUUGAAUUCUGGCAUGAAGGAAUCCAUUUCCAAAGAGAUCAUGGUGGAGGAGUGCGACCUCGAGACCUUCAAGGCUCUGCUGAAGUUUAUCUACACAGAUGAUUUGCAGCGCAUUGAGGAGCUGGCUAAGAUGACAAAGGCGGAUUGCGUAGGCAACAAACUACCUGCACCUUUCUUGCAAAAAUUGCUGUCCGUCAGCCACCUCUACCAGGUGAGUCGAUUGCGCAUUUGGUGCGAGCACAAACUGUGCGAGUGCCUGACAGUUUGUGAUGCCUUCUCUAUCUUGUGUCAAGGACAUUUGUAUGAGGCUAAGCAGUUGGAACAGGCCUGCUUGGCCUUCAUCAAGGACAACUUGGCUCAAGUGGUCAGCAGCUCUUCCUUUGGUCGCGGAUGCAAGGAGUGGCCUGAAGUGGUCUUAAAGAUCAAUGCUGCCACCGCAGGCUUGGACGAGCGCUCUGCCGGGAUGGCCUUCGAGGCUCUGCGAGAGAAGAAACCUGAGGUGCCCGAGAUCUCGGAUUCAGGCGCAGAAGCCGUGCCGGCUGCAGAGUCCGGGACAAAGACUGUGAAAUCCGAGAAGCCACCCUCUGAGAAACCAUCCGAAAAGCCACCAGCAUCUACUGAGAAACCGGCCAAGAGGAAGCGAACCAGUUGA
Cladocopium goreaui is the source of this 1623-nucleotide messenger RNA. The record is from the annotation of a GenBank genome assembly. NCBI's taxonomy places the organism in Eukaryota, Dinophyceae, Suessiales, Symbiodiniaceae.